AUGGGUAUUUUAAAUAAUACUAAUAAUGAUGAUGAUGAUGAUGAUGAUGAUGAUGAUGAUGAUGAUGAUGAUGAUGAUAAUAAUAAUAAUAAUAAUAGCAUGAAUGAUAUGAUCUUCACAGUGGAUCGGAUCGGAUCGGAUUCAUGCAUCGGAUUCAUGCAUGGAUGGGUUGUUACCCCCAUAGAUGGUGUGAUAUAG
This is a messenger RNA of Sclerotinia sclerotiorum 1980 UF-70, 198 nucleotides long. RefSeq lists its product with no specific name. The transcript has a single exon. NCBI's taxonomy places the organism in Eukaryota, Fungi, Ascomycota, Leotiomycetes, Helotiales, Sclerotiniaceae. Bases 1 to 198 code for a protein of 65 amino acids. The record is from RefSeq and is a predicted model, not a curated record.